UCGACACACAGUUGUGAAAAUGCUUGUAUUUUUGGUUUAUACUCAUAUUUUAUUAGUUAAAGCAUUCAACGACUCUAAUAUUAUUAUUACUCGCGCAGGUCACAGUGAUAUAGAUAGAAUAAUUCCAGAGAAGAUUACAAAUAAAGAAGAAAAGCAGAAUAUAGAUCAACCUAUAGAUUCUGACGUUGUUUUUGUGCCAAACAGCGAAACAAGGGGAAAUGAAAGACACGAAAAUUAUAACAUUAACAGAGUUACAGAGAGAACAAUAGAGAAAACAGUUGCAGAACAAUCAGAACAAUCAAAAGACGUUAUAUUCAUAACUGGAAAGAACAAUGAGGACGUGGAAAAAAUAAACAAACAUACAAUACAAAAACAGAGCGAGACGGGUAGAGACGUUUUCGUGAGAGGGAAGGAGAAGCACAAUGAUGUGGUGGUACAGAGGAAAAACAUGCCCUUGGACUGUUCUAAUGUAAUAUGCAAUAAUACUCUACAUUCACUGUGUGGUGAAAGGAAGGAUCAAGGGAUCUCGAAAUAUAGACUGUUCAGGAACGAAUGUUAUCUUAGAAAAGUAAAUUGCGAAUUCAAAGACGAAUUUAACAGAUACGUAGAGGUUGAACUGGAAAAAUGUGCUAAAAUCGCAGCCCAUUUGCCUGAAAGUCCACAGGAGUACGUACAAAAUGUGCCUAUCAUUACUGAAGAAGUACGCGUGCCGAAGCGUCGGAUAAAUAUAAAAAAACAAAAUAAAAUACGCAGGAGUUUUAAAUCCAGAAGGUCUUUGAGCAUGGGUGUGGACGGAAGGGCAUGCCAGCACGAUUGCCCAACCUACUGCACCGACGUCUACGUGCCCGAGUGCGCGUUGUCCAGCAGUGGGCAACAAAAGGUGUUUCUCAACCACUGCAAACUGGACUUGGAUUCUUGCUUACGUGAUACUGUGUGGUACCGUCGUCCGCUAUACGAGUGCGUUGGUCGCAAGCGGACCCAGGUGGAGCAGAACAGGGAAUUCAUCGUCUGGAUGCAACGAUCAGGACUUAUUGAUAAGAAGGGCAAGUUAAUCAAGUCUUAAUGCUAUUUACAACCAAGCAAACACGAAUUCACACCUGUAUAAGUCAAAAUGAUACA
Molecule: messenger RNA, 1119 nt
Organism: Aricia agestis (brown argus)
Lineage: Eukaryota; Metazoa; Arthropoda; Insecta; Lepidoptera; Lycaenidae
Exons: 5
Coding region: 20-1063 (347 amino acids)
Source: RefSeq, a predicted model, not a curated record